CCAAUCUAAACUGUUCUUUUAAAUGCUGUUAUCAUGUAGGGACUUCUUUGUUAAUGAGAAUGAAUAGUUGUUGAGAUGGAAAGUCCGGAGGCCUAGAUUCUGCUAUAAAGGAAGUGGAGAUAUUUUGAAUUUGGAACCGAUUUUUUCAAAAGAAUUGUUUUCUGGACAAACCGAUUCUUCCAUCGAAGAGGCUGAUAAAAUGACACCCGUUUGGAGCUAUGUUAUGUCCAAGUGGCAAACGUUGUCCACUUCUGAUCAUGCCUCUGUGGUUUCCAUUAACUUAUUUGUAGCUCUUCUCUGUGCUUGUAUUGUGAUUGGUCAUCUUCUUGAGGAGACCCGGUGGAUGAAUGAGUCGAUCACUGCCCUCUUCAUUGGUAUGUUUACCGGAGUCAUCAUUUUACUGGUUAGUGGUGGGAAAAGUUCGCAUUUAUUGCUCUUCAGCGAAGACAUAUUCUUCAUUUAUCUUCUGCCACCUAUCAUAUUCAAUGCUGGGUUUCAGGUGAAAAAGAAGCAGUUCUUUGUUAACUUCAUUACAAUUAUGCUGUUUGGUGCAAUUGGUACAUUAGUCUCUUGUUCAAUCAUCUCAUUAGGAGCUUUUCAGAUCUUUCAGAGAAUGGAUGUUGGAUCACUGGAUAUUGCCGAUAUUUUAGCAAUUGGAGCUAUAUUUGCAGCUACAGAUUCUGUAUGCACAUUGCAGAUAUUAAACCAGGAUGAAACACCUCUACUUUACAGUCUAGUAUUUGGGGAGGGUGUAGUGAAUGAUGCUACAUCUGUGGUGCUUUUCAAUGCAAUUCAAAGCUUAGACCUCAGUAAAGUUGAUGCAAGAGUUGCUUUGCAUUUUAUCGGGAGCUUCUUUUAUUUGUUUUCAACGAGCACUCUACUCGGAGUGUUUGUUGGGCUGCUGAGUGCUUAUACAAUCAAAAAGUUAUAUUUUGGCAGGCACUCGACAGAUCGUGAGGUUGCUCUAAUGAUGCUCAUGGCAUACCUUUCAUAUAUGCUGGCUGAAUUAUUAGAUUUGAGUGGCAUUCUCACAGUGUUCUUUUGUGGAAUUGUAAUGUCACACUAUACAUGGCAUAAUGUGACUGAGAGUUCAAGAGUUACCACUAAGCAUGCUUUUGCUACCUUAUCCUUCAUUUCAGAGACGUUUAUCUUCGUUUAUGUUGGCAUGGAUGCCUUGGACAUUGAGAAGUGGAGCUAUGUUAGUGAUAGUCCAGGGACAUCUGUUGCUGUGAGUGCAAUAUUACUAGGCCUGGUUAUGGUUGGAAGAGCUGCUUUUGUUUUUCCAUUAUCAUUUUUAUCCAACUUAGUUAAAAAAUCGGCUUCCGAGAAAAUUACCUUCAGGCAACAAGUUAUAAUUUGGUGGGCUGGUCUCAUGAGAGGGGCUGUCUCUAUUGCUCUAGCUUAUCAUCAGUUCACUAGAGCUGGCCACACUCAACUGCGGGGGAAUGCAAUUAUGAUAACUAGUACCGUAACUGUUGUCCUUUUUAGCACGAUGGUGUUUGGGAUAUUGACCAAGCCUCUUAUAAAAUGUUUGAUACCUCACCCCAAAGACACCACCAGCUCCAGCAUACUAUCGGAACCAGCGGCUCCAAAAUCAUUCUCGGCACCGCUACUCGGAAGUGCACAGGAUUCGGAGGUGGAUCUUGAUAGUCCCAAUAUUCCUCGUCCAAGCAGUAUCCGUGCACUCCUUGCGACUCCUACGCAUACUGUUCAUCGCUACUGGCGAAAAUUUGAUGAUGCCUUCAUGCGUCCAAUGUUCGGGGGCCGGGGUUUUGUGCCCUUUGUUCCAGGAUCGCCAACAGAAAGGAGUAGGCACUGAGAACACCCCCCCCUUAGCACUAUGCAAAUGUAAGAUAUGUGAAUCAAGAUGGAUAAAUUACUUCACCAUGUCAAGUUUUCGAGCAGCAGCAGACAAGGGUUGGAAUGUGUCGAUACUCUCUUGCCUACUGUUUUUUGCCCUCUUGUUUUUUGUAGAAA
Cucurbita maxima (winter squash) is the source of this 1977-nucleotide messenger RNA. Its product is annotated as sodium/hydrogen exchanger 2-like. Gene Ontology annotation, cellular component: membrane. Lineage: Eukaryota; Viridiplantae; Streptophyta; Magnoliopsida; Cucurbitales; Cucurbitaceae. The record is from RefSeq and is a predicted model, not a curated record. Gene Ontology annotation, biological process: sodium ion transport; regulation of pH; regulation of stomatal closure. Gene Ontology annotation, molecular function: sodium:proton antiporter activity. The transcript has 14 exons. The coding region runs from base 200 to 1819 and encodes 539 amino acids.